Messenger RNA from Echinostoma caproni, 603 nucleotides. The record is from the annotation of a GenBank genome assembly. NCBI's taxonomy places the organism in Eukaryota, Metazoa, Platyhelminthes, Trematoda, Plagiorchiida, Echinostomatidae.
AUGCCGCCACAUGAGGCUUCGAUUUCCUCCCUAUCAAAUCAACAGUCGUGGCUUCCUUUAAAACCGGAUGGUACCCACGGUUCAGGCACCCACUCGGGCCUACUUUUCUACGCCUUUGAUCCUCGGGGGAUUCCCGGUUGGUCUGGGAGGAUUCUGCUUAGUUCCAGUGUCAAAGCUUGCGACAUUUUUACUGGCGCUAAAAAUUUGCCUGAGACGGUGUCAGAUUACAAUCGUACUCGGUGGCGUCUCGGUUUACCCGAGGGCCCAAACGAACUGCUUCAAGACAAAACGCUACCGUUAGAAGCUAAUGGUGAUUUAUCUGGAGCUAUAGUAGCUGAUUCAUCCGAAGCAGAAAAGGAGAACGGGAAAUUGCGACCACUUGGUUGGCUUCGGGCGAUCGAUUGCAAUUCCUCGGAUCCUGUACUCGAAGGCCUGGCAUUAUUACGAUUCUCGGAAGCAUCCGUUGUGCAAUCAUCAUUGCGUGUACCGCUACGUCUAAGUGAUGAUGUCCAGUCAUUAGGGUGGUAUCACGUGGAACCGUUCGCACCGUCUUGGUGGCCGGAGACAGUGGCUCCCGAAUUACCGCGUAAUAUUCUUACUUGA